Molecule: messenger RNA, 1666 nt
Organism: Prunus avium (sweet cherry)
Lineage: Eukaryota; Viridiplantae; Streptophyta; Magnoliopsida; Rosales; Rosaceae
Product: hydroxyproline O-galactosyltransferase HPGT1-like
Cellular component (GO): Golgi membrane
Molecular function (GO): galactosyltransferase activity
Source: RefSeq, a predicted model, not a curated record
AAUUGCAAAAAUCCCGUUACUUUGGAGCAAAUGGUAAAUCGGUUACGACGUCUUCUUCACUCAUCCACCUCCCUCCUCCUCCUCCUCCUCCUCCAACCUUGUUCAAAUCAAUUAUCAGUUUUCAAACUCAAUCACAGCUUGAUCGAGCUCUGAAACCUCUCCCAGAUCUGACUGACCACUCACCAAAAUCCAUUCAAGCUCUCUCUUCGUUUUUUGUUGGACCAAAAACAUGCAUAGCCGGGCAUCGCAGAACCGGCUAUCUGGUUCGGCUUUUCACUCUCGAAUUUCAGCUCUCUUGCUGGCCAUGCUUUCCACCAUGGCCGCCAUUUAUGUCGCCGGCCGUCUGUGGCAGGAUGCUGCGGAUAGGGUUUAUUUGAUUCAGGAGCUUGAUAAUAGAAGUGGACAGGGAGAAUCUGCCAUAUCUGUCGACGACACGCUUAAAGUUAUAGCUUGCAGGGAGCAACAGAAGCAGUUGUCCACUCUUGAGAUGCAACUAGCUGCAGCAAGACAGGAAGGUUUUGUUCCAAAGAGCUUGUCAAAAAAUGAAGGGGCUCAUUCUAAGAAGAAGCUUCUAGCUGUUAUAGGAAUUUUUACAACAUUUGGCCGCAAGAAAAAUAGGGAUGCAAUUCGUAAGGCGUGGAUGCCUAGCGGUGCAGCACUAAAGAAAUUGGCAGAUGAAAAGGGCAUCGUUGUGCGAUUUGUAAUUGGAAGAAGCCCAAAUCGUGGAGACAGUUUGGACAGGCAAAUAGACAGAGAAAAUGAGCAGACCAAUGACUUCCUUGUUCUUGAUGGUCAAGUGGAGGCAUCUGAGGAGCGGCCAAAGAAGUUGAAGUCAUUCUAUAUUCAUGCUGUAGAAAAUUGGGAUGCUGAGUUUUAUGUUAAAGUCAAUGAUGAUGUUUAUGUUAAUAUUGAUGUCCUAGGAGCAACACUAACUGCGUAUUUGAAUAAGCCUCGUGUCUAUAUUGGGUGUAUGAAAUCAGGCGAAGUGUUCUCUGAGCCAACACACAAGUGGCAUGAACCAGACUGGUGGAAAUUUGGCGAUGCAAAAUCAUACUUUACGCAUGCUUCUGGUGAAUUGUUUGCCAUUUCUAGAGCAUUAGCUCAGUUUAUAUCCAUAAACAGGUCUAUUCUUCGUACAUAUGCUCACGAUGAUGUUAGUGCUGGAUCAUGGUUUAUUGGACUUGAUGUGAAGCACAUUGAUGAACGCAAGUUUUGCUGCUCCUCCUGGUUGCCAGGAGCAAUAUGUACAGCUGUGUGAUCUAACUUGUCUCACAACUCAAACAAGUACAUACAGAAAGGGAAUUCCAUUCAUUUACAGCAUUGCCUUCAAUGCCUUCUUUGACCCGGGAUUGGAGUGGUGUAGAGAUUUUUCUGCUGAAAGCUGAUUCAAGCAGCCUUAAAAGAAUGGAUGCUGAAUUAAGAGGUUAUAUGAGAACUUAUUUCUAUGCAUGUGCUGCCGAUCAGACUACUCUCAGAAGCUCUGGAUGCCGACAUCAUACAUUCCUCAUCAACGAUACCGGAAGUCAGGAGUCUUAAUCAUGUAUUAUACAUUAUACCUCUAUAUGUACUAUACCAUGUACUAUACCAUCAUUCUUCAAUUGCCCUAAUUUUACAUUUCAACCUAGGGAAGGAAUGAUUAUAUAGAAUUAUAUUUUUCUUUUGCUUC